CUCAAGAUGCGUCUCUCUGUUUGGGCAACGAGUCUCUCCCUCUUCACGCUCACAUUCGCUUCUCCAUUCCCUGUUGCCGUCUCAACACUUCAAGACAGAGAUCUCAUUGAGAGGAACACUCCCCUUAACGAAUUCCUCACAAUUCUCCUCGAUAAUAUCCCAGAUAUAUCUGGCGAUAUCUCCGACGUCGUUGGCGUCCUAACAGACUUCGAAGCCCUGCUCGCCGACCUCACAGGCGAACAAACUACCUACAACGAACUCGGUUCCUCGGCUUGCGCUGAAUAUACCGUUAUAUUCGCCAGAGGCACAACAGAGCCCGGAAAUGUAGGAAUCCUGGUCGGGCCCCCGUUCUUCGAAGCGCUGGAGAGUGCUGUUGGAUCAGGAAAUCUGGUUAUCCAGGGUGUGAACGAUUAUAGCGCUAGUAUCGCUGGGUACAUUGAGGGCGGAGAUCCUACUGGCAGCGCGGAGAUGGCAACGCAAAUCGAAUCUGCAUACAGUUUGUGCCCAAACACGAAGCUAAUCGCAAGCGGCUACUCGCAAGGCGGACAGAUAAUCCAUAACGCUAUUGGAGAAUUACCUGCCGAUGUUGCGAGCUGGAUCUCGAAGGUGGUUAUCUUUGGUGACCCAGAAACAGAUGAUGGACAAGCACUACCGAACGUAGAUGCGAGUAAGGUGGAUACUUACUGUCAUGUCGGAGACGAUAUUUGUCUUAAUGGAGAUCUGAUCUUACCGCCUCAUUUGACGUAUGCUGAGAAUGCUGCGGCUGCUGCUGCUUUCGUUGUUUCUUGA
This is a messenger RNA of Mollisia scopiformis, 789 nucleotides long. Its product is annotated as carbohydrate esterase family 5 protein. Gene Ontology annotation, cellular component: extracellular region. The annotation marks the transcript as partial. The record is from RefSeq and is a predicted model, not a curated record. Gene Ontology annotation, molecular function: cutinase activity. Gene Ontology annotation, biological process: carbohydrate catabolic process. NCBI's taxonomy places the organism in Eukaryota, Fungi, Ascomycota, Leotiomycetes, Helotiales, Mollisiaceae. The transcript is spliced from 4 exons.